AUCGUGAGUGAUUGAGAAUGGGGACAGGCUGAGCAAGUGUAUCAUAAGGCGGCCGGCCGUGGCCGUGGGCGAACCCGAUCCCGAUUCUUCACGGUCACAGGAGAUGGCAGGAACGCUGCCGGUCAAUGGCAACGAGCGCCUUGGGCCUGGACAUUAUCAUGAUCGAUGAUGUGAAGGACAAUCGGGCGCCGGCUAUAAGAGUCCGUUUUCUCGAGUGCCUCCAUUAUCAGUUCAGCGUAGGAAGCGGCGGUGCGCAGGAGCUUUAGUCGGUGCACGGUAACUGUAGUGUUGUGGUCAGUGUUUUGAGAUAAAUCCAGCGACAUGAGUGCCUCAAGUUCUCUGUCCGAUUUGAAGCUAAUCGGAGAUUCCGUUUCGAUCGGUGACGUGAUUCGUGAAAUUGUCCGCACCGGACCGUACGAGGAUCCGGUCCACGUGCUCGAUCUGGACGACGUCGUACAGAAACAUCGCAACUGGCUGCGCAAGAUGCCACGGGUAACGCCGUUCUACGCCGUCAAGUGCAACGAUGACUCGCGCAUCCUGCAAACGCUGCACGCCCUCGGCACAGGAUUCGACUGCGCGUCGAAGGGUGAACUGGAGCGUGUCCUUUCGCUGGGCGUUCGCCCGGAAAGCAUCAUCUUUGCGCAACCGGCCAAAUCGCUGGCGUCGUUACUGUACGCACGCUCGAAGCAGGUACAGACGAUGACGUUCGAUGGCGCCCUGGAGUUGGAGAAGAUUCACCGGCACUAUCCGGACGCACGGCUCGUCCUGCGGAUACGGCACGACUCGGCGAAGGUACGGGUGACGCUGGGGAAAAAGUUUGGCUGUGAUCCGGUGAAGGACGCACCGGAACUGCUCCGGCGGGCGCGGGCCUUGCGGAUGAGCGUCGUCGGUAUCAGCUUCCACGUGGGUUCGGAUUGCAGUGAGGCGGAGGUGUACCACGAGGCGGUCAAGGUGGCCAGUGGUCUGUUUGAGUACGCCCGUAGCAUCGGCUACGGCCUGACUCUGCUGGACGUCGGGGGAGGCUUCCCGGGAGAUAAACCACUCGAUCCGUACGCAACGGCGAUCAACGCGGCCCUUCAUCAGUACUUCCCGCCGGAAACGAACGUACGGAUCAUGGCGGAACCGGGCCGCUACUAUGCUGCGUCGGCCGUGACCCUCGUGACCUUCGUGGACUCGAAGCGCGUUGAAACGGAGGCUGCGGCCGACGGCACGGAAGCCAGCGUGAUGCAUUACUAUCUCAACGACGGCGUGUUUGGGUCGUUCUUCUGCACGGCCCACGAAGGCCAGGUCAGCGUUCCGAUCGUAACGCACAAGACCGCUUCCGCCCAGCACCGAUCGAUGGUUUGGGGCCCAACCUGCGAUCCGAUGGAUCUGAUCCUGUCCGACGUGCGGCUACCCGAACUGGAGAUCGGCGAUAGUGUGGUGUUCGAGAACGUCGGCGCUUACGGCCAAGUGCUUGCGUGCCGCUUCAACGGGUUCUCCCUGCCCAAGGUGGUCGCCUAUCUGAGAGAAGGAACCUGGAACAUUUUACAAGAACUGAUCCGAUCGUCACCAACCAGCAAGACCCAGAUCGCCGACCCGGAUGGUAAACUGCUUGUGUCUCACCAAUCGUACACCCCGUCGGUGGAAACCACGUUGUCUAUUUGACGCUAGGCUUUUGACAGGGCAACGGGCGGUAGUAGUAAAAAAGUACAUUUAU
Anopheles bellator is the source of this 1699-nucleotide messenger RNA. Its product is annotated as ornithine decarboxylase 1-like. Gene Ontology annotation, cellular component: cytoplasm. The record is from RefSeq and is a predicted model, not a curated record. Gene Ontology annotation, molecular function: ornithine decarboxylase activity. The coding region runs from base 322 to 1647 and encodes 441 amino acids. NCBI's taxonomy places the organism in Eukaryota, Metazoa, Arthropoda, Insecta, Diptera, Culicidae. The transcript has 2 exons.